Varanus komodoensis (Komodo dragon) is the source of this 14222-nucleotide messenger RNA. It is a transcript of the gene MAP3K2, whose product is annotated as mitogen-activated protein kinase kinase kinase 2. Gene Ontology annotation, biological process: protein phosphorylation. The coding region runs from base 360 to 2213 and encodes 617 amino acids. Gene Ontology annotation, molecular function: ATP binding; protein kinase activity; protein binding. NCBI's taxonomy places the organism in Eukaryota, Metazoa, Chordata, Lepidosauria, Squamata, Varanidae. The record is from RefSeq and is a predicted model, not a curated record. The transcript is spliced from 17 exons.
CCCCCCAGUGGCGCGAGGUGCGGGGCGAGCGGCGAGGCUCCUUCCUCCCUCCGCCUCGCUCCCUCGGGGGCUCUGUCCUCCCCCUCAAGCGUGCUGCUUCCCCUCUUCUUCCUGGGGAGGGUGCUGCUGGGCCUGCUGUUAUCCCCCUUCGCUCACGCCAUCCCCUCCCUCAUCUCGCCCGGGUAGGGGUGUGAGUGGCCGGGCCUCCGCUCAAAGUCGGGAUCCUGGCCCCCUUCGGCGUCCGGGGACAGACGCUCCCCCACCCCGGACCUGGACCUCUGCCCCUACAGAGAGAAUAAAAGGAUUCUAAUGGGAGAACCGUUCUUCUGAAUUUCGGUUUUGGCUGGCUGGCUGCCGCUAUGGAUGAACAGCAGGCUUUGAAUUCAAUCAUGCAAGAUUUGGCAGUCCUUCAUAAGGCAAGUCGUCCUGCCUUGCCUCUGCAAGAAACGGGAAAAACAAAGUCGUCUUCACCGAAAAAGCAGAAUGACAUCCGAGUCAAAUUUGAACAUCGAGGAGAGAAAAGAAUUCUACAGUUUUCUAGACCUAUCAAGCUAGAAAAUCUUGCAUCAAAAGCUAAAGUUGCCUUUGGACAGCCUAUGAAUUUGCUUUAUAGCAAUAACGAGUUAGUGAUCCCGUUAGCUACCCAGGAUGACUUGGAUAAAGCUGUAGAGCUCCUUGAUCGAAGUGUUCAUAUGAAGAGCCUCAAGAUACUGCUUGUUGCUCAUGGAAACACACAGGGUAACAUGGAGCCCCGACCAUCACUGGAAGAUUUAGAUAAUACUGUUUUCAGAGUGACAGAAAGGAAAAGCCGAGUUUCUGUAAUAGGUUAUUAUACUCAUGACAGAAGCUCUCCUCCUCCAGGAUACAUUCCAGAUGACCUGCAUGAUGUUGCACAGAAUGGGUCAUUUACCAGUAUCAACAGUGAGGGCGAGUUCAUUCCAGAAGAUCAAAUUCUAGAUCCAUUGUCACUGAGUAGUCCUGAAAACUCUGGAUCCGGAAGCUGCCCAUCACUUGACAGCCCUUUAGACGGAGACAGCUAUCCCAAGUCCCGGAUGCCAAGAGCACAGAGCUAUCCAGAUAACCACCAAGAAUUCUCUGAUUAUGACCUUCCAAUAAUUGAGAAGUUUGGCAAAGGUGGAACUUACCCUCGAAGGUAUCAUAUUUCAUACCAUCAUCAAGACUACAACGAUGGUCGUAAAACUUUUCCAAGGGCUAGAAGGACCCAGGGAAACAGCUUACGGUCUCCAGUUAGCUUCAGUCCAACUGAUCAUUCAUUGAGUACAAGCAGUGGGAGCAGUAUUUUUGCUCCAGAAUAUGACGAUGGACGGAUGCGGAGGAGAGGAAGUGACAUAGACAAUCCCACUUUGACAGUAAUGGAUAUCAGCCCACCUAGCCGCUCUCCACGAGCUCCGACUAAUUGGGUACUUGGUAAACCAUUGGGCCAGGGUGCAUUUGGUAGAGUAUAUUUGUGCUAUGAUGCAGACACUGGACGAGAACUAGCUGUUAAACAAGUCCAGUUUGAUCCUGACAGCCCGGAGACUAGUAAGGAAGUAAAUGCACUUGAAUGUGAGAUUCAGUUGCUGAAAAACCUGCUACAUGAAAGAAUUGUUCAGUAUUAUGGCUGCUUGAGGGACCCUCCUGAAAGAACGCUUUCUAUAUUUAUGGAAUAUAUGCCAGGGGGUUCAAUUAAAGAUCAAUUGAAGGCAUAUGGUGCACUUACAGAAAAUGUGACGCGGAAGUAUACCCGGCAGAUUUUGGAAGGAGUUCACUAUUUGCACAGCAACAUGAUUGUACAUAGAGAUAUUAAAGGAGCAAAUAUUCUCCGGGACUCCGCAGGCAAUGUUAAGUUGGGAGAUUUUGGUGCCAGCAAGCGGCUUCAAACAAUUUGUCUGUCUGGUACAGGAAUUAAGUCUGCUACAGGAACUCCCUAUUGGAUGAGUCCAGAAGUUAUUAGUGGAGAAGGUUAUGGGAGAAAAGCAGAUAUUUGGAGUGUUGGCUGUACAGUAGUUGAAAUGCUCACUGAGAAACCACCCUGGGCAGAAUUUGAAGCAAUGGCUGCCAUCUUCAAAAUUGCCACACAGCCAACCAAUCCCCAGCUCCCACCUCAUGUCUCAGACCACGGUCGGGAUUUUCUAAAGCGGAUAUUUAUUGAGGCUAAGUUGCGACCAUCUGCAGACGAACUGCUAAGACACACAUUUGCACAUUAUCACUGAUGGCCUGCCUCAAUCCAGCUCUCACCUACUGCAUUUAUUUUAUGACUGCACUUUUUUUUACCACGAAAUUGAGAAAAGACAAGGGAGAAAUUAUUUCUCUUGAUUCUUUAUUUCAUGUAGAUUGUUAAUGAUUUCUCUGCAUAUUUAGAAUGCGGAUUUUGUUCCCGAUUUAGGACUAGGAUCUUUUUGUUUCAGUAAUGUACUGAUGUGGUUCUCUUAAAGCACUUUAGUACAUGUUCAUUCCUUAUUUAAGGGGGUAAAGGCAACGUAUUUGGUCCGUCAGGAGUUGUGUGUACAUUUUUUUUCCCAAGCAGAGCUGACUAACUCAGGAUGCAGGGGAAAUAUACAUGUUGCUAGCAAAUGUAGAAAAUGUGUCCAAUUGUUCCUUGUAGUAUAUAGAUAGAUACACUGAAAGGUCUUGGUUGUGUUUCAGGUUUGAAAUGAGUCUCCUCUACAGUAUUUUGGAAACUGAUUCAGAAGCUGAAAACCUAGACUGCUGAGCAGGUGCAAAGGAAACCAUCCAACUACCAGAUCAAUUGCAACCAAAUAAGUGUAUUUCUAAUUUUAAGAAAAUAGACGGGAGGGCCCCCUAGUUAGGUACUUCAUGGAGAAGUCAAGUAGUUCUGUUGCAUGAAUGUUUUAGAUCGGGAAUUGUAAAUAAGUAGAUUACUGUAGAUCUGUUCUCCUCUAGAGUUGAAGAAUGGUCUCCCCAUACCAUGCAACAAGUUCAUUUGCUGGAUAGACCAAGAUAUCUGAGACUGGAGCUGGUCUAAGGUGGUGGGGGGGACUUAUGGCUGGAGUGAAUGGUAGUUUCACUCUUCAUAAUUUCCUGCUCCAUAUUCUUUGUCCUGUCCCAAGUAUCUUGCCCAUUGCCUAGAAUAUUUUAUGAGACCCAGUCUUCCUUCCUUCUGUACUAUCACAUAUGUUGAAAUUUUAGAAUAUCACUUCUAUUGAGGCUGAACAGACUUGUGUAUCCUAAGCUGCACAUUUAUUACUCAAAUGGCAUUUGGAUAAUUUGUGUAAUUUGCAUCAUGGAGAGCAUGCAAAAUUUGGCAUUUCAGAUGUAGCCUAACUUCUUGAUAGGGGAUAUAAAAGAUCACUACUCAUUCCAACCAAGAGGGGAAAAGUAAGCUCAGUAGACACAUCUGGAGACCUCAGUCCCCUUAUGUGUGAUUCACUUCCAGCACGAUGAUGAUGAUGAUGGCAUGAAGAAUAAGGAACUUUUUAUUGCCACCUGGUAGUCUGCUCUUUUAAAAUUAAAUUUAAAUCUAUGUAUUAGUAGUUAAGAUUUGAGAUGGUUAUCUCUAACUGCGUAUAUUGACAUUUGGCUAUCUGCAUCUAAUAUACAAAACUAAUGGUAGAAUACUUAGACUGUCUGGAACCUAGGAAGAGCUGCUGAAGGGAACUAAUGUUAGGUUCUGCUGUCAUAAAGCAAUAGUCUCUUACCCUGUACUGAUGUUGCUAAACACUGCUAUUAAAUGUUUCCUGGGGAAGUCCUUGAGGAUGUCCUGAAUAAAAGAAAGGCAAGCAGAAAUCACAUUGGAGAUUAAUAGAUACUACGCAAACAGGCACAAACUAUGUCUGUAUGUUCCAUUAAAAUAAAACAGUCCUUAGACACUUGGAUUGCAGUGAGAGAUGGAACAAUCUGCAUAUGUAGUACCUGGUUUGUACGUAUAUAAUGCUCCCAAUAUGUUAGCUAUCAAUUAGUGACCAGGGUUUGCAGUUCUUUACACACAAAGUGCUGCUGGUUCAAACUAGAGGAGUCUGUUUAUUUAAUGAGGAGGCUUGGGGAAAAUAAUCAAUCCAUUAGAAAUGGUUAAGGAAUAGACAGCACUGUAUAUGCACCAGCCUACAGUAGUAAGUGCACUAAAGUUUGAGAAUCCUCUCUUGAACAAAAUUUGUAAUAGAUCAUGGUAAGGGACUUUCGCAAUUUUCUUUGGAACCUACCAAGUUAAGUGGGCUUUUAAGGGUUGUAAUGUUCAAGUUUUUAAAUUAACAAAUCAUCAUGAUUUCAGAGCAAAAAAAAUAGUUUUUGUCAAAAGUGUUGCAAAAUAGUUUCUGCAGAAUGAAUCUUGGCUAUUAUCACUUCCAUGUAGCUGACCCAGUGUCUUUCAUGGUCCAGCAAAGGUCUGUGCUCUCCUCCUCUCUUGUUCACUUUUUUUUCUCAUGGACGGAAGCCUUCUUUUCUCUCAUUAAAACAUCCAUAAGAUUCCAGACUAUGCUAAACUUCCAUCAAGCUGUAACUAUGCAAAUUGUGUAAGGCAUGUAAAUGUGUGUCACUUGGUCCAGUAGACGAAUAUGGGGAUAGAUGAAAAUUGAAGUCCCUUUCCCAACUAUAUACCAGGCUUUUUAUGUGCAUCUUACAUCUUUUUGUCAAAGCUCCUUUCUCUGUUCUAUUUCCAGCGUUUUGAAGUAUUUAAAAUAUAGCAGACAGACAAUCAUUGCAGCCUAUAAGUGACCUCUAUAGCAUACCAACUCAAGACUCAUUGUACUGAAAGUCUUGUUCUAGUUUAGAAAUUCAAGGUGCAAAGCUAAAAAAAAAAAUCUUGCCCUCUCUCUGGCAAACUAAGAAAGGCAGCAAAGACAUACUAAGGUCUAGAUACCCCAUUGAACAUAGACUUUCUUUUGAGUAAAUAUAGUGUUGGAAUUUUUUUCCAGCUUGGUUGCAAAGCCUUAAAUGAUUUUUGCUUAAGGAUGGUCAGGUAUCUUUGAAUAGUCACUAGGCAGAUGUCUCUGGCUUAGAUGGGAUUCAGUAGUAUGCACAUUUUAACAUUAAUUUGAUAAGAUCCCGCUUGGGAGCUGUAGAGCAUAAAAUAAUUGGUGCUGCAGUAGAAUCACUGGCUGCCUCUCCUUGCUCUUUAUCUGUAUAAAGAACAGCAUACGUUGGUGCUUUUCCUUUAUAAUAGGAUCUCAGAUAAUUUGGAUGGGGUCAUAUUCCCUCACUUCUUGCCUUUAGAAGUCUGAGAUACAUGAAAGCCAAGUUUGAGAUGGGAUGAGAGCGUGAACAUCAAAAACAAAAACCUUGAGAUAGGUUUGCAAGACUUAAUCCUAAGUUUUCUUUUGGUUUUUGGCUAUGAGCAGGAACAAAUGAAUUAAAGGGAAUUGAAAAACUCUUAUACUGGAGGCUUACGUUUAGAAAUUGGGAUCUGUCUUAACCUGUUUAUCAUUCAUGAGUAUCCAUCUGCCAAUAUGGAUGUUGAUACAUUAAUAUCCAGGGCACAGAAAAGAUGUGAUUGUACUAGAGUUAACUCUCCACCACCACCCCUUUUGAGGGGGUGUUAGUAUGAUCUUUAUUCAAAAGUCUUGAGAGCGAAAGGGAGCAAAGUUGAUGUCUUCUCUGGCUUCUAGUUGAAUGAAGGACACUUAUUUGUGAAACCUGGAAUGGAAGGAAAUGUUUAAUGGGUAGUAUGUGAAGUGCAGACCUCCAAAACUCUAAAUUUUAAUCAGAAGCAUACUUAAGAUGUUACUGAUACAGGAAGGAAUAACAAGUUUAUGUAGCAGAAUAUUAGGAGUUGUGUAGAAUGAUUUAGUGAGGCAAUACCUCUUUGCAUUUAAAAGAAUGCAAACUUUCAGAGUACUUUCAGGCACUUAGUGUUCACAUAAACAUAAAUGGAGUUUAUUUUGUGGCCAGGCUGCUUGGAUGACUGGAUGAGUAGUUCUUUAGGACAAAGCAAUCAGCCUCAUAGCAGGCCACACAGAAGUCUGCCUUUCUAGAGUCCUGUGCAACCUUAGUAAUACCAACUGCAAGAAAUGGUUUCUGGGUAUUUUGUAUACUUUACUGCAUAUUAUUCCACAAUGUUUGUUUCUAUACAUAACAGUUUACAUUAACAUGAAAUCUCUAUUUUAAGUCUGUUAAUUGAAGCAAGCCACCUUGCUUCAGACUACCAUUUGUUUUGUUCUAAAGAGCAAAAGACUCAAAGGAGGGCCAGAGAAUACAAAUCAUAUCUCUCAUUUAUUUUGUGCUGAUUACUUAAUUUAAACAAAAUGUAAUUCAAAAGUCUGCUUAAUUUUAACAAGGGCACUUCUGUUGCCAAAAUGUACAAAAAGAAAGGAAGUUUAAGUGUAGCAUAUGAAUUUUAAGCUCUUCUUGAAUUGUUAAAUGGCACUUUAUGAAACUUGGCAACAUUCAAUUCAUAUAAUAAUUUACUCAGAUUUCAUGCACAGCUCGUUCAUAUAAACUGCAUUGGCAUUUUUGCAUUGUGGCUGAUAAGGAAAAAAUAGCAAAAUAAGGUGACUGCUUUUUGUGCCUUUUUACAAUACAACAUUUUGUCUUGAUAAUGGCAAUAUUAACCUGCUGCAAAAGCGUAAAUAUCUCCGGGGAUUUCCAAACUCUUAACCAUGCUAUUAAUGCCAUUAAUUUGAUACCAUUCAGGUUUUGCUAUCACAAGCCCCUAGUUCUGUCAAUCCCAGUCCUACUUUAAUGUUUUAAGAAGUUUGCCCUCAACUCACAGUUUGCCCUCAACUGGCACCUAACUCAUAAUUCCUAGCAAUUAUGUACUUAAUAAGAUGCAAAUUUUAGAUAAAGCUAUGUGCCUCAUAUCAACUUGUUAGUCAAGUGAGCAAAUCAGAAAAGGUAUGGUGAUUGGCACAAAGUUUGGUGUUACUAUUUGGUUUACACUAACAGCGCUGCCAAAUGGGAUAGAGAAGUAUUGACAUAAUAGGCAACUCCCUCCUUUAGAACCUUUUAACAAAAUAUUUACAGUUUUAUCUAGAAGUAAAAGCACUAAUCACUGAAAAGAGUGGCUGCAUAUAUCCUGUCCCAUGCAUGAUACAUAUUUCGAGUUGUCUUCUUUAUUGUCCCUGUUUUGUAUAGCAUGUAGUCUAACUCUUGUGUUCUCAGAAUUGCAAGAAUAGAGGGAUAUAUAAGGUUAUGAUACAAUAGCUUUGCGUACUUCUGCUAUGUUGUAUGUUGGCUAUUUUGCAGUAAUCAAAAAUAAUGGGUCCUCUUUAUGCUUAUUAAGGACAGUUAUGAGGAAAUGGUCUGGAAAUAAAAGAUUAUCAAAAGAUUAUUCUAGAUUAAUAGGAAACUCAAAGGGAAAGCUGGCAAAAUACUAGUCCAAAAAGUAAUUUUUUUUUCUUCACACAUAAGCUACUUAUCUGGAAAUCUGCUGGUCUGCUGUAUUGGUAGAGUUUAGACAGCAGAUUAUAUAUUUCAGCCAAUAAGGAACAAAUUUAAUGUUGCUCAACAUGCAUUAGAAAAAGCAUUUCAAAUUUCCCAAGUUUCAGGAGCAGCAGUCAAGCAGUGGUGUAUUUAGGAAAGGAGUCUCAAGGGGCCCUGCUCAGAUGCUGUUUUGCUAGGCUUUGUCUUGAUGGCUCAUAUGAUCCAUGUCUUGCUUUCUAUGUACAAUGAGGGCAGCUUGUACAGGGAGUGCAAAGGCCCAAGCUUGCUAUGAGUAGAACCUUUGAGAAGUAGCAUCCAAAUGGAACUUAAACAUUCUAUAGCCUGGAACUUACCAUGUAACUCUCUACAGGAACAAUCCUAUGCCUGUUUAGACAGAAAAGGCCCCUAUACCUCCCAGGACCCCUAUGCAUAAGAUUCUUCCCUAAAUUACAGCUUAAAUUAAGCACAUUUGUGAUAACUACGUUUUUAUAUCUUAUAAAGCUGCCAUCUUAGCUGAAUUUGGAACUAAGGAGGAUAGUGAGUUGAUUUAGGGCUGUAUCCUGUGCUAAUCUAAAUAAGUCCCCUUUAUUUCUGUAACUUUACUCUAGGUAUUACUAACAUUGGUUACAAUCUCUGGAAUCCAGCCAGUGCCUUCAGCUGUGUGGGACCUAAAUAGGUCCCUGAUUUUAUUUUCUUAUUUUAAAUUGACCAAUCAAGGUUUAGAAGUCCCCAAAUCUUGUAAGGUCUAUAUGAUAAAAUCUGAAUCUGUAACAUUCAUAAGCUUUAUUCCUAAAACAUACUGCUUUUGAGUUUAGAUAGGUAUAGUUGCACUUCCAUUUUAGCAUGCACACCCAAAGAAAUAACACUUGCCCUUUUUAAUUAUACUAUGAACAAAAUUCAAACAGAUCGGAGUGCCUUUACCUAUAUGCCUUAAUUUUGUUUGCUUACAUUAUUACAAAAGGGGUCAAGUCAUGCGACAGCAACAAAAUAGUCUUCAAAAUGUGUCAUCUCCAAAGCUUCUAGAGGUCCUAUGAUUUUUUUUUAAAAAAAAUUGACUACCUAGUUCUUAUAAUAGGGUUGCUUUUUCCAGAGUUUUGUAUAAAGAUGAAUCUUACAAAGCCUCUCUUCUCAAACCAGGAUGCACUAUAUGGACAUGGCCGUGGCAGCAUUAAGCUUGUUGAAGUCCCAUUUCUUUCAAAGAAAGAGUUGAACAUAUGCUUAAAUCUCUUUCCUGAAUAUCAGUUGUAUUAAUCUGGUUUCAGAAGUGCCCUUCAUUCUUAAUCUGAGCAGGAAGGAGGAAAUCCUCCACUUUGUUGCUCUCUGUAAAAUCUUCUCAAUUUGGCUUUUGUAGUCUUUUGCAAAACACAAUGCGUAAUGGUACUUUCAUGUUUAGGUGAACAGCUACUGGUUGCCUAAUUCUUCUGUGAUGAUCCUUGAUCUGAAGGAAAGUGUUUGCUUAAAGCAUGCAACAGUAUUGGUUCUGUAUAGAUAUAUCAGAUAUGGUUUGGAGGAACAUAUUUCCUUUCUCUUUUGAUGCCAUACAAUUAGAACAAAUGGGGAUAAACCAUUGUCCAGGUUUUAUGCUGCAUUUACAAGUUACUUGCACUAGCAAUCCUUUUCAUCAUCUUUGCAGUAGUUGUCUGAUGACACCUGCAGAUGCUUGAGAAAAUGGUUCAGCAUUCAUAAUGUAGUUCUUUUUUAUUCCCUAUUUUUAAUGUUUGAAAUAUACUUUUGAAGAAAACAGAUUUGUUGUGCUUUAAUAUAAGUCCACGUGGCAAAUGAGGAUUAGCAAACGUAUUACUACCAGUUUACUAGUCCUUAUUGGCUGGUUAGUUCCUUGUGUGUAUUCAUGGCAUGUAUGCUUUUGAAAAUCAUUGAAAACCAAAGCUUUUCUACCCCAUACACAGCCAAAAGUGAUUUUUAUCUAGCUUAGUGACUGUUAGAUUUCCCAUUGUGUAUAAUGGCCCAAUCACACAUGAAAUCCAAAUGCUUGCUUGGGCAGCAAUAUUUUUAAGAGUGCCAAUGAAUCAGUGUGUGAUCCAAGCCAAGCAUUGCCCCCUGGAUUCUCUGUGAUAUUUUGAUGGGUCCUGGGAUCAUACCAUGCAGCUGUUGUGGAGAUCACAAAAAGUACUGAUUCUAAUAACUGCAGGUGCUAGUCAGGGCAUUUAUUGGGCUUUGCCCACCUCCUGUUCAGUGUUGAUGAUGUAAAGACUUGAUCUUGUUGAAGUAGCAAGGAAAAUCUAGUGUGAUGGCAGAAGGUAAAAUUGUGUCCAUGCCUCAUCUGGCAGGAAAUGAUGUUACGGAAACAAAAUAAAGUUGGUAUAUGUAGAUCUGAUUAGAAAAAUCCAAUUAUGUGACAAUUUAGAGCAAAAACAGAUAUGGUGAAUGUUGCUGGACUUUUAGUUGGCAGCUUGCAUACUUAACCUCUUCACAGCUGAUGAAACAUUCAGUACAAUGAAAUGUGUUAGAUUGUACUUGCAGUGAUGCAGGUGCUCCAUGAAACUCAUCCUUGGCUUCACAGCCUUAUCAUGGCAAAUCAUUCUCACACCAUCUGUUGGGCCAACCAGAAUUGGCCUUUGGAUAGACUAUUCAGCAAAUUUUGAUGGAAACUCUUAAAAAUUUGAGCUCAGUCCUAUGGGAGAGGUAUGAAAUUGUACAAUAUUCACCCAGCACUGAAGGCAGUGAAAGCACUAUUCACUGCCUUCCAGUGAAGUUAUUUAAGUGUGUUGGAAGAAGGCUGACCAAGGGAAAAUACUCAUACAUUUCCAAAAACUGACUGCCAUAUGAAUCUUCAUGUGAACUGAAGGUUCUAGGUUGGUGAUUAUAAUUGCAGAAAGAAAUGUUACAGACUACCUCAGUUAAUAACUUUAAAUUGAACAGUUGGAUCACCUGUAAAUAUUCAAACUUGUCCAAGCAAAUUUGGCCGCUACAAUAUUAAGACAACUGAACAGUGAAAUUAGCACAACAUUUGUUUUUGGUGAAACACAGCUAGGAUAGAGUUCUUGCACCGUCCUUUUGAUAAAGAUGGUCUCCAUGUCACAUGAACCCAUGUUACUAAUUGAGACUAAGUUACUAAGUAAAAGUGAAGGCAUAGAAAAAAGUCAGGGAAGCUCAAUCCAGAUUCCUUGUUAAGCUGUACAAUGACAUUCCAGUGACUCCUUUAAUAGAUUGUGCUACUCAUUAUGCAUGGAAGCUAACAGGCAAAAAGUAACCUGAGAUGCAAAAGCCUCCACCAGAGAGAGCAGUAUCUUUACACAGUCUAAGUUCCAGUAAGUUUCAUUGGCAGAUUGGUGAGUUCUGCACACUAAGUGUGAAAGUGUAGGGCUGAAGCUCAUUUCCGUGACAAAGCACCUCUCCUUUAAUGUUGUAAGGAAUGAGACCAUCAUGCAGCUCAGCAAUUUACCUUAGACAGUUACAUAAUUUAAGGUAAGCAUGCAUAACUUCAUGCGAAUGCCAAAGGAGUAUGUGAAGACACUGAGUUAGAUCCUGAAGUGAUUUCUACUGCUUGCUUGCUUCCUCGGUUAGCAGUCCACCGUACCAUCUCCUGCAGUGUUCCUGAAGAUCCCUUAUGUCUCAGGAAGUUUUUCAGGGGACACUGGAGGCUGCAAUAUAGCAAAGGAAGGUUGCUUAAUGAUUAGAAACCCACUUGUAUUUCCCUGGAUCAAACCUAUGGUUGGCUAAUCUGAUGCAGCUAUGGCACCAGUGAUAGCCAGGGUGGAUUGUGUGCUGGUUUCAUGUAAGUCAGGAACUUCCACAUCAUAUCCCAAAAUUGUUAGACCUGUUUAUUCAUGAAGAGUGAAUUUUACAGAGUUCAUAAAAGUACUUGAAGUAAAGUAUAUCUCUUCGCAUGUAGGAGGAAAAAUUGAUCAUUGUGCAAUUGAAUAGAUGUUAGUGGCUUUUGAAUAGGCUGUGCAUAUCUUCAUCUCCCAUGAAGUCCUUCUGCAUUUUGUUUCUAGGUACACACUAUUGAGCUUUGAAAUUUUCUGUAGUUUAAGUUUAUAACUGAAGGGAAAAAGGAAGCUAAGAACUAAGCCUUUAAGUCACAAUAAUGGGCCAAACUAUUCGUUGUGCCAUAGCGAACUAUAACUUUGCACAUCUUGCAGGGGAAGUAGGCCAUCUCAUUCCAAAUAAUUCACAGCCAUACUUCUAUCUUGUAUAUGUUGGUUCAAAGGGAGACAAAGCAAAAUCCAAGUAAGCAAAACUAAGACUUCUAAGCUUUUGGAACUCUUAGCAGCAAAGGGGUUUUCUUCAUCCUGUAUGUGCUAAUGAUUCAUUUCUCAGACAGGAGUAUAAAAUAGAUUGUUAAUGUAUUGCUUUUUUUUUUAAUGGACUUGCCUUUUUGACCUUUUCUCCUCUUCAUAAGUAUGAAGCAACAAAAAAGAGGCCACUGAAAUUCUCCAUGAUCAUUUGAUGAUAAUGUAUUCAAAGCCUCUUGAUAAACAAUUGACUCACUAGUUUUGCAGGAAGGGGAAGUGGUAUGGUAGGGGACCAGUGCCCUCUGGGGAAAAUAGACUCUCUUUGAGCUAACUUGGUCCUUUUCUGUUGUUAGGGGUCAGUCUCCCAAAUGCUGAGCAUAUUUACAGAUUGUUUUGAUGUUAGUGAUGGAACUAUUCACAAGUAGAUUUGUUUAGGAUGAUCCCAUUUUGAUUUAUUUACACACACAAGUAUACACACACACAUAUCCACACGCACACCAGGCACAUAAUCAUGAAUUAUAAGAAAAGUAUUGUGCUUUCUUUUCGGAACAGGGUCUAAACUCUCUAAAUCUCAAGUUGCUUGCUUUUUUGCUAAUAUCAGCAAUUUAAAACUUGACACUGUUCAUCCAAAUGUGGGAACAGAUUAUUGCAGCCCAAAUGAGUUCAGCCUGUCAUCUCGUACCUCAAGCAAAUGUCACUGUAACUAUGGGGAAGAGGUGUUGGCAGUACACUUUUACUUUUCAAAAAGCUAUAAAUAAUGUAUAAAUCUUACCCUUUUGAUCUAAUGUACAUUUUUAUGCAGCUGUCAAAUUCUCUAUUUAAUCCCUUGGUUUCUCUCUGUAAAUGUUUUUACUCUCCGUUUGAAUGCUGGGCACAGUUUGUAAUGUAUGUACACAACGGUGUUUUUUUUCUAUCAAUGUUGACUCUUUUGCACAUUUUUUGAGAAAAGUUUAAUUUGUACACUGAUUUAAUACUAUGACCAACUGUUAUAGAGCGUAUGUGAAUUAUGUAUGUGUGCAAUGUACUACUGUCUUGAAUGUAUGAGAAUUUUUUAAUUCAAUGUAAAUGUGUGUCAGCUUCUGGCUUUAUCUUGGUUGAGGAACUCAGGACAUUAACUUUGCUUACUAGUUCCCCAGAAUAGCCCUAAUCCAGCAACUUCAUUGUCCCUGCAGGAGCUUUGAUAUGGAAUUCUGUUUGAGCAAGGAUUUCCCAGUUCACAUCAUACUAUUGGGGCAUUGGCCAAUUAACUGUUAAAUAUUGUUCACAGAUGGCCACAUACGUUCAUUAUUUCAAAGUAGAAGGCAACUAACUUUGUUCUCAGUCUCAGUUCUGUAGUUCUGAAAACUUGACCAUUAUUUAACUGACAACUGGCCAUAUGCUAAACCCUUUCAGAGUGGUUUAAAGAGUGUACACACAGCUUUCUAAGUGUGGAGUGAAUUGGGAAGCCACUGCUUAUGUGGAGCUUCAUAAACUCAGAACUUCUGUGGAUUUUGGAUUACGGCAAAUGUGUCUAAGAGCUCUCCAAAUGUAUAGGGUAUAUAAAAAUGCCUUCUAUGUACUGUGUUCGCUCUCUCCCACAGACUUAUUCCAGUUUCAUUUCUACAUUUUUAAACAAUUGUUGUUUAAGGGUACUGCAUUUAGUUAAAUAUAUAAAAGCUUUGAGAGAUAAUUUACUAGAUAAAUAUAUUUUCAGCUGGCUGAUGUUCAGAAAAUAUUUUUUUAAUUUUUGUUUUUAACCAUUCAAAAUGUAUUUGUAUUUCCAAAAUUGGACAUGAAUUGUAUAUUAAAACACUCUGGCUGGACAAUGGCAUGGUUUGUCUUAUAAGGACUGUCUUUUUUUAAAAAAGCUAAAAGUUAUUUCCAUGAUGCCAAGAAUGAUAAUACUGUUCUGAAAAGCUGAAGGCAAUCUUUGAAUUUAUGGCUGCUUGAUAAAAUCAAGACACAUAACCAGUCUUAGAAAAGUCAGAUGUUUUUAUUGCCUGUUCUUUUUUGUUACAUUGAAUGUAAUAUUUCCCUCUUGAUCUUAACAGUUUCCUUGUUUUCUGGUACUGGGAAAAUUUAAAGCAUGUUGAAGGUACUACCAAAUACCAAUUAAUGCUUAAAUUUUGAAUUGAUAACCUAGUUUGUGGCUUGAAAGAAUAUUUGUAUAAUGCUUAAGACGUACCAACUAAAAAUUCUCAUGUUGGGUAAAUAGUGUAUUGGUGGAUAUCAAAAACCUACAGUUAGGAAAAGUGUUGGUAUUGGGUUUUUAAAAGAACUUACUAAUGGCCUGGUAUGGUGUGGUUUGUUCCAUUGUUCAUGCACAUUUUGACCUUGUUACAGUCUCAAAAGUGUGCUUGUACAAAAUGUAUAAAACAUUUUGAUUUUUUAAAAUCUAUGUAUUUGUUAUUUUCUUGCUGGUAAAUGGCUUUUAUUUUAUUUGGGGUUUUUAAUCAAAUAUAAAAGAAGCCAUGUUUAUAUUAUAUUCUGUGUUUGACCAAAUGACUUUGUUUUAUGAAAUGUGUAUAUUGCUGGUACACAUCUUGGUUUAGGAUGAUUGUGCAUGAGGACCUGCAAGAAUUAAUACAACGGAAGAUUGUUUUUUCUUUUUCUUCAAGUUAAUUCAUUCUGGAAAGGUUAUGGUACAAAGGUUUACUGGAUGUAACCUUAUGAGCUUAUGGAAUGACUAUAGAUAAUGGCACUUUUAAGUGUUAAUAAAAAUAUUUAUUUCCA